Sinocyclocheilus anshuiensis is the source of this 1100-nucleotide messenger RNA. RefSeq names its product apolipoprotein L6-like. Gene Ontology annotation, cellular component: membrane; extracellular region. Lineage: Eukaryota; Metazoa; Chordata; Actinopteri; Cypriniformes; Cyprinidae. Bases 1 to 1092 code for a protein of 363 amino acids. Gene Ontology annotation, molecular function: lipid binding. The record is from RefSeq and is a predicted model, not a curated record. Gene Ontology annotation, biological process: lipid transport; lipoprotein metabolic process. The transcript has 6 exons.
AUGAGUCAAGAAAGAGAUGUGAAGCCGCCAGUUCCCAGCAAACCCAGUCUAACCACAGCUUCAUGUGGCGUUCCUCCAGCAGACGAGGAUUACAGAGACAUCCGGUCACCUCCGAUUCCCCCCCGUCCAGCUUCAUCAGAACCGGUCAGGGGUGACCCGGAUCAGCACCUGUAUGAGGACAUCUCAGUGCUGCUGGACCAGUGGAAAACCGAUGGAGGAGCUGAUUGUGCAGGGAAGGGGAAGCGCUUCUCAUCCUCCGGUUUGAUGGAGUCAGACACAGGUCUGCGUGUCAAAAGUGGGCUUUUGCCAGGUUGGGAUCAUGUGUUUGAUGAGGAGCAGCAGGAGGAGCAUGAUCAGUGCAGACGGUUCGCUCAGACGGUUCAGCGGGUCCGGUCAGGGGUUCAGCUCUACCAGCAGGUUCUGUUUCUCCGCGGCACCGGCAUGAUGAACUUCAUCACUCAGCUCAACUGCAUCGCCGACGAACUGGACAAGACGGUGAAGAAGACGCGCAUCGCGGGCAUCACGGGCGGCACCACGGGGGCCAUCGGAACGGCGGUUAUACUAGCGGGCAUCGCUCUGGCGCCCGUGACCCUCGGAGCCUCGCUGGCCGUGGCGGGGAUCGGCGUCGGUGUGGCGGCGGCUGGAGGCGUCACCGGAGCGUCAGCCGCCAUCAGCAAGAAAGUCAGAAAGACUCAGGACCGGAGGAAGGUGGAGAAGAUCCUCCGGAACUAUCAGAGCCAGAUGGAGGACGUGGAGGAAUGCCUGAAGUUCAUCAUCAGCGGCAUGGAGCACCUGAGGAGGCCGGAGCUCGCGUCGCUCGCGGUCGACGCUGGCGCAAGAGACGCGCUGAAGCUGGCGGAGCGGCUCGGAAACUCUGACGUCAUCGACGCGCUGAGCGAAAACACUCGCGUCGUGCAGGCGUUCGCCGCGGAUCUGGACUCGUUCUUCACUAAAGAAGACGCGCAGAGGCUGAAGAGAGGCUCGGAGAGCGUGUUCGCCGCUAAGAUCCGAGAGGUGGCUCUGAAACUCAAAGAGAACAUCGACCAGCUCAUACGCAUCAAAAACAUGCUCUGCUGGGGGUCUCAGUGCUGAAGAGCCCA